Molecule: messenger RNA, 1698 nt
Organism: Miscanthus lutarioriparius
Lineage: Eukaryota; Viridiplantae; Streptophyta; Magnoliopsida; Poales; Poaceae
Source: the annotation of a GenBank genome assembly
AUGGCGCGGAAGCACGGCUGGCAGCUCCCAGCCCACACCCUGCAGAUCGUUGCAAUUACGGUGUUCUUCCUUCUGGUGGUUGCGUUUUAUGCUUUCUUUGCGCCGUUUUUGGGAAAGCAAGUCGUAGAGUAUAUUGCAAUUGGUGUUUAUACUCCUGUGGCACUUGCGGUUUUCAUCCUUUACAUUCGAUGCACAAGUAUAAACCCUGCGGAUCCUGGGAUCAUGUCAAAGUUUGAGGAUGGUCUUAUCAAUAUACCAACCAACGGCUCUGAAAUAGAAGGCAUGAAUUUGCCCCAGAAAGUAAGCAAUGCUACAGGAACAAACUCCCCAACGUCUACUUGCAGAAGUUCUCUAGAUGGGCAUUCUAAUCAAAGAGGUUCAUCCAUAGGGGAGGCAAACAUGAAUCUAGGACCACAACUGCCAAAGAAAAGAUCAAGCUGUUGGUUGCUAGGUGGGCUUCUGUGCGCUAUAUUUGUCAAGGAGGACUGCCGAAAAACUGAUGACUCGGAGCAACAAGCAAAUGGUGAAGAGGCUCUGUUUUGCACAUUAUGUAAUGCUGAGGUUCGCAAAUUCAGCAAACACUGCAGAAGUUGUGACAAGUGUGUGGAUGGAUUUGAUCAUCAUUGCCGGUGGCUAAAUAACUGUGUUGGGCGGAAGAAUUAUUUCACAUUCCUUGCUCUGAUGGCAAUCAGUCUUAUCUGGCUUGCAAUUGAAUUUGGAGCGGGAAUUGCUGUUAUUGUACUCUGUUUUGUCGAUAAGAAUGCAUCAAGAAAUAUCCAAGACAAGCUGGGGAAUGGCUUGACUCGUGCUCCGUUUGCUGUUAUUGUGGGCAUAUUUACCUUACUUUCAUUGGUGGCAUGCAUACCAUUAGGCGAACUUUUCUUCUUCCACAUAAUAUUGAUAAGAAAGGGGAUUACAACUUAUGAUUAUGUCGUUGCGAUGAGAGCUAUGAGUGAGGAAGCUCCAGAGGAUGAGGAAGGAGCAAAUAUCAUUUACUCCCCAUCAAAUUCAGCAACAACUGGGUUCAGUGUAGGAAGUUCACUUGGUCUUCACCACAAAGGUGCUUGGUGUACACCUCCAAGGAUAUUUAUCGAUCAGGAUGAAAUGAUCCCACAUUUGGAGCCUGGAAUGGUGCCUUCAACCGUGGACCCUGAUGCUGCUGGAUAUGCUGAAAGAGCAAACAAAGCUAAGAAGGCAGUCAAAAUCAGUGCUCGCAGCCUCGCAAAGCUUGAUAAGAAUGUGGUAAUGAAAGCUGCUGCAAAAGCUCGGGCAUCAUCCUCGGUUCUGCGACCAAUAGAUGCCCGUCGUGGUCAUGAAGCUGAUGUCAUCUUCAGCGGCAAUGCCAGUGUCAGGAGCAGCAUUAGUAUUGACUACAGUGGCACAAAGGAAUCAAACAGUGAGAUGAAACUUUCUCCACUUCAGAACUCAUACCCCCAAAUCCUUGCAAGCCAGGAUGAAUACGAUACCGGCACACCAACCGCAAGCAGUUUAAGCAGUCCAGUCCACAUCCACAAGCUUGCCUCUCACUCUCAGUUCAGUGCAGUGCCUCGCCCCGCACCUCCUGAAAGACCUGUGCCAGCGAUGGUGCGGCCACCUGUUCCCACCACACAAAUAACCAACACAGGGAAACCGCAGCCAGCUGUUUCCGCUACACAGAUAACGAACCCGAUGUUCCAAUCAGCCACAUCUUAUGUUUGA